This is a messenger RNA of Punctularia strigosozonata HHB-11173 SS5, 2490 nucleotides long. RefSeq lists its product as uncharacterized. The record is from RefSeq and is a predicted model, not a curated record. Gene Ontology annotation, molecular function: double-stranded DNA 3'-5' DNA exonuclease activity; phosphoric diester hydrolase activity; DNA-(apurinic or apyrimidinic site) endonuclease activity. The transcript is spliced from 8 exons. Bases 1 to 2490 code for a protein of 829 amino acids. Gene Ontology annotation, cellular component: nucleus. Gene Ontology annotation, biological process: base-excision repair. NCBI's taxonomy places the organism in Eukaryota, Fungi, Basidiomycota, Agaricomycetes, Corticiales, Punctulariaceae.
AUGAUGCAGACACUGGAGAUUAUCGGACCCGAGACCGGACGCUCCCCAAAGCGCGUACACCCGGACGACGACCACCCUAAAGACGACACCAACCCCGGCUCCGAUAGACACCUGAGUGGCGACGUACGUGAUGAAGUCAUCGACGAGAUCGAGUCGCGCCCGCGCAUCCCUCUUCCACAGAGAGCCAUCUGGCCCAGCCCUACCGCGCCACCCGCCUUCACGAAAGAUAAUCCCCACACCCAAUCUUCGAGGCGGGGGGAAGCCCCACUGGCCAAGCCGACCGACCAGUCGGUCGAAUUCCUUGAUGCGACCUUUCCCCGGAUAGGCCUGAGUAUGGUGGAUCUCCUAGACGGCAUGGAGAUGGCCCAGACCACGCCAGUUCUAAACAACCCGGGCGAAUUCCUUGCCAUUGUCCCCUUCAACGCCGGACCGGACCUUUUCGCGGCAUGCCCAACGCUUCACACAGACAUCCGCGACUUCAUCGCGGACCUGCGCAUCGACGAAGGACCGCCACAGGAGACUUUGGGGAGCGCCAAGAGACGCCUCGACACACACCGUCCCCUAGCCAAGAGAAACUCCAAACGUACCUUCGACAAGCCGUGGACUAUUCUCCUUACCGGAUUCAACAACAAAGAACGCACCUAUCUGCUUUUCCAACAGACCUUCGCCGUCAAUGAAGACAUAUGCUUCCAUGUGCUGUCCUUCGACCCGACCUUCUACGAAUGGACGAUUAUGCACAUCUCGGGCGAUGCGGUCAGGGCCGCUGAGGACGAAGAAGCCCGGAAGGAGGUUGAGGACGAAAUACUCACUACUAUCAAGACGACUCUUUGGAAAGACAAGCCAUUCCGCAACUUCGUGGACCAGACCCUCCGCGCCGCCGGCAUUCCAGGCACCGUGAACGACCGAGUCGCCUACGCGACGAGCUCCUUUACCCUCUCGGGGACUGAAGAAGCUCCUUAUCUAGAAGAAGGAAAUCGAAUGUGCCCUCUGCAAAUCGUACACUCACCCGGCAUGGGAUUGCCCGUUCCCGAAGACCCCGGGAUGCAUGUCCUCUUUGGGGAGAAUGAGACAACGGAGACGCUAUAUGGCCCAAAUAUACUGAGCCGAAAGGUGACAGGAAAGCCGUCCGAGCGUAUAAACUCACGCGUAUGGGCUAAAAGCCGAGAGACGGAACCAAAGCAAGCCACAAACACGAACGAAAAGAACACAGCGCCAAAUUGGCUCGGAGGUCAAAUGUGGCGCGGGAGUUCUUUUCAGGCGGUGAAUACUACUAUGAGCAACGAAAAAGAUAGCAACGGCGGAUCCGCUCUCAGAGACGGACUCGACGUAGCCGCCAGUCGAGCCGUCGAGGACGAAGCGCGUGGUAUCAGAGGCGGACAGGUACAACCAGAUGGUGGUGAGGCUGUAGCGGGAGAGAUCCACACGACCGUGACAGACGCUCAGCGUGAUGACCCACCACAGUUGACCGAAGGGCCCUCAGACAGAGAGAGCAUGGCAGCCUCAGAGCAAGGCCGACCAGAGACACAGACUGUGUCUAGGCCCCAGCAGACCGCUGGAGGACCACCACUGCAACGCAGAGGACGGCGAAUCGCCGAGCAAGUGCCCCACACGAGACCAGUGCACACAGAAGCCGUUGCGAACGAGUUACGCAGGCGCCUAGGGAAGAACCCAAACAAUGGCAGAGCGAUGGGCAAACCAAGAUGGAAGCCCCCCAAGGCAAUGAAAGCAGGGAUCCACAUUGCGUCGUUGAAUAUCCGUGGAUUCGGACAGGCGAAUAGCCAAGUCAGUCAUAACAAAUGGCUCCACAUAAAUCAGCUGAUGAGGGAACGGAGAAUUGCGAUCCUCCUGGUACAGGAGGCGCAUAUGGACGACCAGCGCCGGGACGAGAUAGAGACCCUGUUCACGAACAGACUCCGCGUUUUCGUGUCCCCAGACCCAGAUAACCCGACCGGGAAGGCUGGGGUGGCAAUAGUAGUUAACAAACAACUAAUCCGAAACUGGGACAAAAUCACAGCGAAGACGAUCCUUCCAGGAAGAGCAUUGGGCAUAGAGCUCAACAUGCUAAACAACAAAAAACUCACGGUACUGAAUGUGUACGCCCCAAAUGAUCCACAAGAGAACCUCGCCUUCUGGAUAGAGUUGGACGGACACUAUGCGAUGAACCGACGUGAAACGAGGCCGAAUGUUAUGGGAGGAGAUUUUAACCUAGUGGAAAGUGACAUCGACAGAUUACCAUCUCACCCAGAUCUCGACAAGGCCGUUGAGAAACUAGAUGAGACGGCCAGCCGCCUACGACUGAUAGACGGAUGGAGGAAUACAUAUGUCGAUCGAAAAGAGUUCACAUACUACCAAAAAUCGACCAUGAUAUCUAUUCUGAUCGCAUACUCAUUCCGUCAUUCUCAUCUAGUAGAACAGGGAGAUGCCGCGACACGGAUCUUUGCCACGGUGUGUAUGACAGGUAUCGAUCUCGGCACCGUCAUUAGAAUGUAG